UAUUUAUCGGUUUUCACUGUUAUUAGAUUGGUGAGAUUGGAAGGCUUUCUUCAUCAAUGAAGAAGAUUGAAAAAGGACUCAAGAAUGGUAACAAGUAUCAAGAUGAGGAGUAUCGUGCUAAGCUUAAAAAAUCAAACGAGAGGUCACUUGCUUUGAUCAAAGCAGCUAUGGACAUUGUUGUAGCAGCUGGUCUGCUUCAGUUGGCUCCAAAGAAGAUCACUCCUCGUGUCACCGGAGCUUUUGGAUUCAUCACCUCCGCCAUUUCUUGUUACCAGUUGCUUCCCACACGCCCCAAGAUCAAAACACCCUGAAGCCGAUCGAGGAAGCUGGUGUUAAGGAGAAAGUUUAUGUUGGUCUUUUUUAAGGAAAUUUGCUGCUGUUACUACCUCGUAUAAAUACAUACAUAU
Camelina sativa (false flax) is the source of this 407-nucleotide messenger RNA. The record is from RefSeq and is a predicted model, not a curated record. Lineage: Eukaryota; Viridiplantae; Streptophyta; Magnoliopsida; Brassicales; Brassicaceae.